This is a messenger RNA of Siniperca chuatsi (mandarin fish), 7046 nucleotides long. It is a transcript of the gene zic6, whose product is annotated as zic family member 6. Gene Ontology annotation, molecular function: RNA polymerase II cis-regulatory region sequence-specific DNA binding; DNA-binding transcription factor activity, RNA polymerase II-specific. The record is from RefSeq and is a predicted model, not a curated record. Gene Ontology annotation, biological process: central nervous system development; regulation of transcription by RNA polymerase II. The transcript is spliced from 2 exons. Gene Ontology annotation, cellular component: nucleus. Bases 4606 to 6189 code for a protein of 527 amino acids. NCBI's taxonomy places the organism in Eukaryota, Metazoa, Chordata, Actinopteri, Centrarchiformes, Sinipercidae.
GCAUAAAGUGAUUAGAUGAAUAUGCAUCCAUUAGGCCUGUGUAUUCUUUGGUUCAAAUGUCCGACACAGUUUAAAAUCUUUAAUGAUAAUUUAAACGUAGGCGUAAUGCAACGUGCUAAAUUAUAGCAAUAUAUUCUGCAGGACUAAGUAUAAUUUGAUGAUUUAGUUAUCUCUGCUGGGAUUACCUCAUUGAGCGUUGGGAUAGCCCAUUGGUUAUAACAUAAUCUAACUGAGCAUGCGCGUUACCUUAAAAUAUCACAAUAUUGUAGUGUGCAUACCUCUGUGACAGUAAGCCCAUGCUGUUGGAAAAGAGCAGAAUAUAACCAUCAGCCUAAAUGGUAAACAGCUCACAUUUCUACAUUUAUUCUAACUAGAUGUGUUAGAGUCAGUAGCUAUAAAGGUUCUUUCAGUGCAUAAUUUGAUAAAUGACCUAGCUGCAUGAUAAUUAUUUUCUUAUAUAAACAAAUUGACCAAUGGCAGCCCAAUUUUCUGGAUAUUUUUCUUAGAGCAAAAUUGAGGGUUUUUUUUUUUUAGUCCAUGUUGUCUGGCCUGUAGCCUGCAGUGCAGGGUAGUACUGUACUGUAGCUUGGCUGGCUCAGGUCUCUUGUGCUAUAGACAAGUUUGUGGACUUGAAGUUAACUCAAUAGUGACCAGAUAAAAGUGAAAUCUUCAUUUCCCUAAAACAAUGGCAAAACCAUAGCCCAAUAUUACUUACAUUUAUUGAAUACCACUGUAUGUGAAUGUUUUCCAUAUUUACAUUUUAAACAGAAAAUGGUCAAUGUAUCCCAACGGCACAGUUAAAUGAAUGAUACCGUGAUUCACUGUUUUGCUGAAAUGGACAUUGCGCUAAAUUAACUUCCAGGUUUUUCUUGUGGUUUCAUGUGGGAUAUCCCAACUCUCAGACUAUGUGCUUUAUUUAAUAAGAAAAUUAGUUUUUGUGUUCUGUGAGCUGCAUUGGGUGUAUUCUCCAUGACACCUUUCCCAGUUCUCGUUUAUUCUGCACAGCCCACAAGAGUAUAAAGGUUCUGGUCUGCAUUCAUACCAUAAUCCAGUAGAUUUCAUACAUUCUCAAAAUAAAAUAAAUUACCAUGUCGGCUCACAUUUGUUUCAGAAUACUGUUUAUGCAUUCAGGAUUUGCAUCCUCUUAUUUUCAGAAUGCUUAGUGUUUUCGCAAAACAAAUAUUUACAUUAUGCGUUGUAUUUUAAAAUACAUAGCCUAUUUCAAAUGUUAUUUUACAUUUCUGUGCAAGUGUAGCAGCUGAUUAUGACAAUGAUUUUGUCACCAUAGAUACUAGAGCUUUAAAUGACGAAUGACAAUUUAACUGUCUUGUAAUUUGUAAUGUCACAAUGUAAUGCUUGACUGUAUUGCAUUGCUACUGGGCAUAUUUUUGUGCUGUGUAUGUGUUUGUUUUUGUUUGUAAUUGGAGAAACAUAGUCUCAGAAAUGUUUUAUCAUUCCGCAUUUGCUUCCUGUUAUUCAACACAGGUUUAUACUUGUAUAUAGCACAAAUCGUCAUGUAUAUUUCAUAGAUUAUAUGGUCAGUUGGGUCUUGAGUGACGGCUACAGUACUUGGUGUUUGCCUUCAUAUGGCUGAUGGAGAGGGCUAAUUGACUUCUUGCUGUGAUUUACUGGAGCAUCUGUCUGCAAAUGGACUUAUCCCAAACCUGUUAAUUCAUCUAAAUUUCAUAAAGUCAUGGCAAGAUGGUGCACUGCCAUCCCUCAUCAAUUAUAAUAUCUCAGCACACUCCAUACUAAUGCAUGCAGUUGUUUAAAAGUGCACACCCAUGCAUAAACACACACAUGGGCAUUUGUACCACAUACAUGAAAACACGGUAACUUUGUGUCUGUCUGUCUGUCUGUCUGUCUGUCACACACACACACACACACACACACACACACACACACACACACACACACACACAUGGAUUUGGAUACUUGAUGAAAUAAUUUUGUGCUCCCUAUCCUUCUCUCUUUAUUAUUUUUUGCAAUGUUUUGUGUUACAUUGACAUCAAUCACCAAGUGUAACACCCGGUGAUUAGUAUACAGAUAGUUUAUUAUGGAUAAACAUGCAUAUUGACAUGUAUAUUUAUAUAUAUGUGUGUGUUUUUAUGUUUAUUGCCUUUGUGUGUAUAGUUUUCCCAAAAAGGUGAUGUGUGUUAUUUUGAAAGAAUUACUAAUACUGGGAAGAUGUUAUAGUAACAAGACAAAGUCCUCAAUUAAGUAAUAAAUAAUUGCAGUACAUAUUUGCAUGUCUUGGCUUAUAAUUUUAUUGUUUAUCGCUGUGAAGCUAACCUUACCACUCCAAAUUUGGUUAAACUUAUUUGGCAAAUUUUAAACAUAAAUUUAAUAAUUAAAUAUUACACUCAUUUAGUUGAUCAUGUUGUUAUUACCAGGCUUACAUACUGUACUACAGAGAAAUGAAUAGACUUGUAAUUUAUGGGAAACUGCUUAUUAGGCUACUCUAAUUAAGUUAUGACCACAUUAAGGGCCAUUUGAACAUUUAAGCAAAUUUAGAUGAUAUGAGCAUUUAAAUAAACUCAUUCCUUUAUACAAAAUUAAGUAUAAUCUGCAGAUUAGGUGUAAAUAGGCACACACUUCACUUGCUGUGACUCUGUGAAAAGGUGAGCCUAAACAGCCUUAUAGAGUCGGCAUAUAGUAUUAAUUCAUAAAAGUGCAGUUAUUUUAGAUAGUCCUCUUUCUUGUUUUGCCUUCUUGCUGCAAAUGAGGACCUGCAAUCAUUUUGAGCGCAGGUCUGUCAGUCUUUUUGCUUCCUGACUGACAGAUUGGAAACUUUCGGUUUAUAUGCCUUCAACCCUCAGUCAUUUUCGGAAAUGCAUCGGGUUGAAGGUUGACAAACAUGAGCGUCCAUUACAAUCAUGACGGAAUUAGGCCAGUUCUGGGCCUGUCUACUAUUUUGCGGCAUUCAAUGUCAAGUGGGCCCCUUGCUUUGUCUCUGCAGGUGACGUCAGCAUAACAAUGUGGAAAAGGAUUUUUUUCCUUUUUUUUUUUAAGAAAAAGUUGAAAAUUCAGACAACUACAGUCUUUGGAAAUAAGGGGGUUUUCACCUUAAACAUAUAAGCUGCAGUGCGGAGCCAACGCCACGUCGUGUAGAUUUAAAUAAAAGCAACAGAUAAAAGAAUUUGGCUAAACUGGUCCAGGUAGAAGAAAGUGCGUUGAUAGAAUCAGAGCCACGUCAAAGCGAGGAGGCUUGCAGAAUAUGUGCUGCACUAAAGGAGAGUGGAGAGCUUGAAGCUGCUGUCCUCACAGCACCCCAAAAUAAGAAAGUUUAUCUGAGUUUCCCGGGAACAGUGGAGCCUAACCACUGCUGUUUGUCACAUUUCAUAAUUUACAUUUUACGUAACCAGUUUUUACAUCUGCGCCAGCCGGCAAGACGCAUGGUGCACUCUUGAUGAUUAUUUAUUUCAGCUUUAAUAAGAGGAGGUUUGUGUAGAGAAAUUGUUCAGACUGGGCUCAAAGGUAAAAUAGUACAUCAUGUUCUGUAGUAUUCCACAGUGACACUGCUGGAAAAUGUGUGUGAAAUAAGUUUUUCCAAAAAGACGAUCAUGAUAUUUUGGUGGUCCGUUGCUUCAUGUAGAACUACUUGUUGCUUUAUCAAAGUUUUAUUUUUCUUUGGACAUGAUGAGGCCAACAAGUAAUUAUGUGCCCUUAUGAAAAUGCAUGUACUAUAAAAUAAAAGUGUAACGCAAACAUACUCUUAUCUCCAUGAGAGCUCAGUCACCUAUUAGGCCUAUAUAAUAAAAUAACUACCUUAAACUUUGUGGUCAUACAGGAUAAUGACGCACAAAAUGACGAACAUAAUUUCCAAUUACUGAUUUAAUCGUAAGAAUUAGUUUCCUGUAACUUUCACUGUUUUCAAAUGUGGCACUCCACUCAUAAUGCAAGCCUUGACAAUAAUUGGCCUGGACACGCAAUGACCAGUCUCUAUUAUUCUUGCAGGGCAGGGAGUGGGACAUUUGCUUUGGCAGGAUUUCCAGUGAAAUAAAGGACGAUAGAUAGACUGUGAUUGUCUUGUGUUUUGCUCAUGUCUGCAUUUAAUCACUUGACUUUUACCUGAUGAUUAGUAUAACGCAUUAACCUUUACAUUUUUCAUAUGUAGAGAUUUAGAGAAGGGGUUUUAUGAGAAGGCGCCUGAAGUUAAAGAGGCAGUAAUAUUUGCAACUAUCGCGGCACAUUUCAAAGCAUUUUCUGUGCGAUAUUUGAAAACGGAGUCGUGCAGUGAACGCCUGCGUGUCCCUUUUAAAACAAACCCAGCGCCUGUCAAUCACAGCGCAUUCCAACCAAUCCCAAAGCUCCCUUUUUAAAAGCAGGUUUGCCUGCUGUGCUUUUAUAUUGCACCAUGGCCUGUUUCGAAGCAUUUUUACUACCACGGUUAUUGCCACAAAUCAAGAGGGCAAAGUGAACGGCAUGGGACUCACACCAACUUUAACGAAAUUGUGUCUGGUUCGUACUUCCGCGAAGUUCACGGCCAAGAAUUUCACAUGCAGAUGAUAUACAAACAAGGAAAAUGGAAACUGAAUUUCUAGGUGUAUCCUGAGUGCUGAAUUGGUUGAUUUUGCAAACUCAUAGCCAAACUCACAACAAAACAUGACAAGCCUUUCGAGGUUUAGUGGCUGUCCUCUCUCUUGCGUCAACCCCGGGGAGAGCAAUACUGAACCCAGCGUGGUGCUGCCACCUUUGGCAGGAGAGCACAUGGGACACCCCACUGGCAGUUCCUUAAAACUCUGCCCCUCGCACAAUUUGCGAGACUACCCCGAGACGAGGUCCAGUGCAUAUGUUGACCAUUCGGUUCCCAAUUUUGCAGACUCUGGAUACCCCAGCCACCGGUUAGAGCACAGCCCUAGGGGCAUUAUCAUUGGAGCCAAUCUUUCUGGAGCCGGCAUGCCACCCGUCACUGAUCAACUGGCAUCAAGAGCUAACCAACAUGGCGGGAUUGGAAGGUAUCGUGACUUUCCUGGCUGCAGAGACAACAGAAGCCAUGCUUUUUUCACAAGUUAUCAGGAGCAGGCCCAUGCCUCCACCGACGCAUCUCGAGAUCUCGGCAGCCAGAUGAUGCUGGGUCUACCUGGCGACCUCCUCACCCGGACUCACCACUAUGGCCAAACUAUCAGCCCCAAGGGAAACAGCCAGCAACUUGUCACACAAUUCCUGGGUCUGUACAAACCCCUCAACAUGGCAAUUCAGCGUGGAGGAGGCGACGCUUUCCUCAGGUGCUCCAGACAAACAGUGAAGCAUGAGCUGGUGUGUAAGUGGAGUGACGGCCAAGAGGGGGCUGGGAAGCUGCCUUGCUCCAGAGCCUUCGGGACCAUGUAUGAACUUGUCACCCAUGUGACAGUGGAACAUGUCGGAGGACCAGAGCACUCUGAAUAUGUUUGUCACUGGGAGAAUUGUGCGAGGGACAGGAAGCCUUUCAAAGCCAAAUACAAGCUGGUGAACCACGUCAGAGUCCACACAGGGGAAAAGCCCUUUCCCUGCCCCUUUCACGGCUGUGAGAAAGUUUUUGCGAGAUCAGAAAAUCUUAAGAUCCACAAGAGGACUCACACAGGUGAAAAACCUUUUAAAUGUGAGUUCGAGGGCUGCAACCGGAGGUUUGCGAACAGCAGCGACAGAAAGAAGCAUUCUCACGUGCACUCCAGUGAUAAACCCUACAUGUGCAAGGUCAGGGGCUGCGACAAGUGUUACACCCACCCAAGCUCCCUGCGAAAGCAUAUGAAGCUCCACUGCAACAAGGCCCACGACGCCAAAAGCGGUGACGCGCGUCCUGGUGACGGGGGUCACAUUGCGGAGGCCAGGUCAACCCGAAUCCAGGAUGGAGCCCAGAUCAGCCCCCCUCAUCCCCCCACCUCAACUCAAGAUGUCCCCCUGUCCCCAGAGAGUCGAGACGAGUCGACCUCGAGGUCACGUUUCCAUCACACGUUUGACAGCAGUUUGGACUACUCCACACACAGGUCACAGCCCCUCUUAGACCCUUUGUUGCUGCAGAGAGGCAGCUACAGGUCCCAGUCCUCCCAGUACCCCUGCGGCCAGACAGGUCACACUUUUGCCCAGAGCCCAAGGACUUUCCCCUCCACUUCUCCCUUUCAGAAAAGUAUUGUCAAUGGAUGGUACACAUGCCACAGCGGCGUGGACUCCUUCCCACCAAAGCAAUGUAAUAACAUCCCGUCUCUCUGAGGUCCUGCUGGGACACAUGCGUGGGACUUACAAUUUUUUGGCCCUAUUUUUAUCAUGUAGCCUAAAACAUACAGCUGUAUCUCUAUACUCAAUGUAUUUUUGUGAAUGUUGUAUCAGAUAUUUUGUGACACGUCCUGAGUCAUCGUAUUGAAAUCUUGCAUUGCGAAAUGUGGCGAGCAAUAUUUGUUGUCGUGAGGCCUGUUUGGUUGAGUCUGGCUUGUAGCCUAUACCCACAUCUCCCCACAGUGCAUGGGUUAUAGGGACUUUAACAAAGUGUAUAUGCCUAAUUGUUCGCUGUGUUGCAUUUAUUAAAGAUAUCUAUCUUAAGUGAGAAAAAAAUGACAAAGGAUUUUAUGGUUUCCUGCGUGUUGAGUCUUUUGAACUUAUAGGCUAUUACUGGAAAGUAAAAGGAAACGUCUUGCUGAAUGUAGCCCCAAGUGUAGGGGUCUUUGUUGAAUGUAAACGUGGUGUAAUGUAUGUCGGGAAGAUAGAUUAUUCAUGUCUUUAUGUAUGUCGCAAGAUGAAAUAAAUAUCAAAGAUCUUUUCUCAAGUAAAAUUUUGAGACCUAACAAGCCUGCGUGAUGGGCCUGAAGCAUGAUUAGUCUGUAAUUAAAAUACUGCGAGGCUUUUUUUUCUCUUCCCUUGAUUAAGUUCCACUUUUCGCCCCCUUUACACAUUCCUGUUUGUAUUAUAUGUAUAUUUCACAUUUCUGUGCAAAGAAAAACCAGCGUGAGCAUAAACCAGUGUUCGUGAUACUAUUAAAACGUUUAAUUAGCAUUCAGUUCUACUGUACAUAAGCCUACUGUAUAAUUAAUUAUGUAUUCUAUAUUUUAUUAAAGUGUCUAUAUUCUCUUUGA